AUGCCUGGCUCGAAAGCCACCUUCACCAUCAUACUCGGCAUCCUGUUCGGUUUCACAGUCACCCACUACCUCACCGCCUUCAAAUCUCUCCCCUCUCCGAUAACAUGUGGCACAGAAGAACAGCUCGUCGGAUCCGAGGAUCUUGACAUUAUCAGUUCGAGAGCCGACGCCGAUGUCUUCACGAGAUCACAAAGUCUACCGGGCCAUCGACGGGGUCUGAUACUUGUAGCGAUUAUGACAGCUGCGAAGUAUGUUGACACGCGUGCCUACAACGUUUGGAAGACGUGGGCUCAACACAUUCCGGGAAAAGUUUUGAUUUUCGUUGCGGAAGGAACGGAAUCAAUUCACGAAGAUAUGCCACUGAUUCGGUUGAAAGGAGUCGACGAUACGUAUCCACCGCAGAAGAAAAGCUUUGCGAUGGUCAAAUGGUUGGCUGAAAAUAUGGCAGAUGAGUACGAUUGGUUCUUGCGAGCCGACGACGACCUCUAUAUCAGAGGAGAGGAACUCGCUGCCUUCUUGAGAUCUGUUGACUCAUCGAAAGCUCAUAUCAUUGGACAAGCUGGACUUGGAAAUAGUGCGGAGUAUGGUCUUCUUGCUCUUGGAUCCACGGAUAAUUACUGUAUGGGAGGACCUGGAAUUGUGAUGAGUCGAGAGACUUUAUUAAAAGUAUCUCCUCACCUCGAAUCGUGUCUCCAACACAUGCUCACUUCUCACGAAGACGUCGAGCUGGGACGGUGUAUUCGGAAGCAUGUCGGUGUCGCCUGCACAUGGAACUACGAGAUGCAGAAACUAUUCCACAACAACCAGAGUGCAAUAAAGGAGUCGUAUGCGAAGAAUAUGAAGGAGUUGAAAGAUGCCAUCACACUUCAUCCUAUCAAAGAUCCGGCUGUAAUGAGGAAGGUUCAUUUGAGGAAUCGAGAGAUCAAGUUGAGAGAAGAACGAGCGAAACGAAGUCUUCUCAGUGCUGAAUUGAGUACUGCCAAGGCACAAACUCUCGUGAGAAUGACACCGAAUCGAACCAUCGACUUGACUCCGUGGGAUUAUAUUAACAACAAUAAGAUCCUUUUCUGUACUGAUCGAGUGAACUGCCCUCGGCAUACUGUAGAUUUGAGUAUUAGAACUGAAAUGGCUGAUACGAUCACUCAGCUAUUCGACGAGUUCAAUACGAACGCUCGUCAGAGAGGACGUGUGCUCCAAUUCCAAAGUCUUCAAUACGGAUAUAUGCGUGUUGAGCCCACGAAAGGUGUCGACUACGUUCUCGAUAUGUUGCUUUGGUUCAAAAAGUUCCGUCCGCCAAACCGAACGACCAUCUCUGUUCGUCGUCACGCCUACGUUCAACAAACUUUUGGAAAAUUGAGAAGUCUCGCGGAAGGAUUGUUCCGAUCGAAUAUGCGUGCGAACUCUACACUUAUCGAAAUUCCAACACUACAUAUGAUCAUGCCGUUGAGAGGAAGAGCUGCGAUUUUCGCGAGAUUUGCUCAGCAUCUGAAGAGUAUUUGUGCUAGAGGAGGAGACGAUUUGGCGGUUUCAUUGACGAUCGUACUGUAUUCAAGUGAUGAUGAAAUGGAGAAUAGAGAAACGAUCGAAAUGCUCCGCGCAAGCUCAAUCCCAGUAUCUGUCAUCGAGAUGGGCGACGUCGCCUUCUCACGUGGAGUCGCUUUGAUGCGUGGCGCUGAAACUCUUCCAGCUAACGCUCUUCUUUUCUUCACUGAUGUCGAUAUGCUCUUCACGUGUGACGCUUUGAAACGAAUCAAGUCGAAUACGAUUCUCAACGCCCAAAUCUAUUUCCCGAUCGUUUUCUCCGAGUUCUCACAUGAAAGUUGGUCUGAAAACGACAAGUUGUUGGCGGACGCGUUCCAUUACGGACGAGGACGUGGAUAUUUCAGACAUUUCGGAUAUGGACUCGCAGCGAUGUAUAAAGCUGAUCUCAUGGAUAUCGGAGGAUUUGACACAAAAAUCGAAGGAUGGGGUAAAGAAGAUGUCGAUUUGUUUGAGAAAGCCAUCAAAAACGGUCGGCUCCGAGUGAUUCGUUCUCCCGAACCUGGCCUCGUUCACAUCUACCAUCCGAUUCAUUGUGACGAGAAUAUGCCAACUGCUCAAAAAGAUAUGUGCCACGGAUCGAAAGCAGCGAGUCUUGCUUCAAUCGAUACACUUGUCGAGCAAAUUGCACAGUACACAUGA
Molecule: messenger RNA, 2181 nt
Organism: Caenorhabditis remanei
Lineage: Eukaryota; Metazoa; Nematoda; Chromadorea; Rhabditida; Rhabditidae
Exons: 5
Coding region: 1-2181 (726 amino acids)
Cellular component (GO): Golgi cisterna membrane
Molecular function (GO): glucuronosyl-N-acetylgalactosaminyl-proteoglycan 4-beta-N-acetylgalactosaminyltransferase activity
Source: RefSeq, a predicted model, not a curated record